Messenger RNA from Oryza brachyantha (malo sina), 1556 nucleotides. RefSeq names its product transcription factor PCF2. Gene Ontology annotation, cellular component: nucleus. The record is from RefSeq and is a predicted model, not a curated record. NCBI's taxonomy places the organism in Eukaryota, Viridiplantae, Streptophyta, Magnoliopsida, Poales, Poaceae. The coding region runs from base 94 to 1209 and encodes 371 amino acids. The transcript has a single exon. Gene Ontology annotation, molecular function: DNA-binding transcription factor activity; sequence-specific DNA binding.
GUGAACACGCGAGAGGAGAGGCGAGGCGGAAACAAGCCCGAGCUUUCCCGUCUCCUCUUCCUCCUCCCGAACCCAACCAAUCCAAUCUCGACGAUGGAGGCGCAGGCGCAGGACAAGGCGGAGGAGGGGGAGGAGGAGGGCACGCGGCCACACGCGCAGGUGGGCGCGGUCGGGGGAGGAGGUGGUGGUGGGGCGGCGGCGGCUAUGGCGGUGGGCGCCAUCCCCAUGAACAGCUGGCUCGUGCCCAAGCCCGAACCGGUGGAGUUCUUCGGCGGGAUGGCCGUGGUACGCAAGCCGCCGCCGAGGAACCGCGACCGGCACACCAAGGUGGAGGGCCGCGGGAGGCGGAUCCGCAUGCCGGCGGCGUGCGCGGCAAGGAUCUUCCAGCUCACGCGGGAGCUAGGGCACAAGUCCGACGGCGAGACCAUUCGGUGGUUGCUGCAGCAGUCGGAGCCGGCCAUCAUCGCGGCCACCGGCACGGGAACCGUGCCGGCGAUCGCGACCACCGUCGAUGGCGUGCUCCGCAUCCCGACGCAGUCGUCGUCGUCCUCUGGCCCGGCGUCCUCCGCUGUGGUCGACGGUGAGGAGUCCUCGGCCAAGCGACGCCGCAAGCUGCAGCCCACGCGCGCGGUCGCUGGUGCGUCUCCACUGGCAACGGCGGCGCCCGCGGCCUACUACCCGGUCAUCGGUGACCCUCUCCUCCAGGGUAGCGCUGGCGCGGCGAUUUCAGUUCAGAGCGGCCUCGCUCCAAUCACCGCCGCCGGCGCUCCCCAAGGCCUCGUGCCUGUCUUCGCCGUCCCGGCCACUGGCAGCCCCGCGGUCGCCGGCGGCAACCGCAUGAUCCCUCAAGCCACGGCCGUAUGGAUGGUCCCGCAGCCUGCAGGAGCCGCGGGCGCGGGUAACCAGCCGACGCAGUUCUGGGCCAUACAAUCCGCUCCCCAGCUCGUCAACUUCGCCGGCGCGCAGUUCCCGACGGCGAUUAACAUCGCCGACUUCCAGCAACAACAGCAACCGCAGCACCCGGUGUCAACAACCAUCGUCCAGCACAGCAACUCUGGCGAGCACCCGGUUCACGUGCAGUUCUCCGGCGCCGACUCGCACGAGCAGCAGCGGCGCGGGCGGAAGGAAGGCAGCGGCGUGGACCACCCCGAGGAGGACGAAGACGACGACGACGACGAGCCCGUCUCCGACUCCAGCCCGGAAGAGUAACACAGAGUCACAGAGCCCACUCGCACUGGACGCCAAAAAGUCCAAACCCUCUCACAAAGCUUAGGAUCCUUUUCCCUCCAAUUCAAUCCUUUUUCCCUCUCUUUUGCUCCGUUUCUUUUUCGCACAAUUAUUCCCUCCUCCUCCUCGUCAUCGUCAUCAUGAACUAGUAAUUACUCCCGCGUGUUGUGUAGCGCUGGUACUACUACUAAGCUCACUGUUGUGUUAGUGUUAGUGCACAAGAUUUAGCAUGCAAAUGAGCAGGCGCAGAUGAAGUUAACCCAACCACGAGAAGAAGAUGUUGACAAAUUGACACAAGUUUUAAGUCUAAUCAUCAUGUUUUUGUUACC